AUGGCGUCUCCGCUGCAGUUUGCCUACCGAACCCAGAAGACCAUCGGCGUCUUUGACGCUGCGCCCGUCUACGAGCCUCUCGCUGGGUUCACCAAGCCCGAGGGCAACCUCCGGUGCUGUGCCUACUCUGCCUGUGGCCGCUUCUUCGGCUGGGCGUCCCCCGAUGCCGUCACCGUCGUCGACGCCUCCACUGGCUCGCAGGUCCUCUCCCUCCCCAUCCAGAACGUCUACGAGCUCGGUUUCUCUCCUCGUGGCACCUUUGUCAUCACUUGGGAGCGCCCCGCCAAGGACGAGAACGGUGAUGCGACCAAGAACCUCAAGGUCUGGCGUGUCGUAGAGGAAGGUGUCGCCGCCGCCGACAAGCAGCCCCUUGGCCGCUUCGUCCAGAAGCAACAAGGAGGCUGGAAUCUCCAGUAUACGGCUGAUGAGAAGUACUGCGCUCGCCUCGUCACCAACGAGGUGCAGUUCUACGAGAGUCACGACCUGAUCAAGGUCUGGAACAAGCUCCGAGUUGAGGGGGCCGCUAACUUCGCCCUCGCUCCCGGUAGCCAGAACCAUGCCGUCGCAGUCUUUGUUCCCGAGCGCAAGGGUCAACCCGCUGCCGUCAAAGUCUUCAACGUCCCUCUGUUCACCAACCCCAUUUCUCAGAAGACUUUCUUCAAGGGUGACAAGGUCCAGCUGAAGUGGAACAAGCACGGCUCCAGCCUCCUGGUGCUGGCACAGACCGACGUCGACCGCUCCGGCAAGAGCUACUACGGCGAGACCACGCUGUAUCUGCUCAGCACAACCGGCGCUUUCGACGCUCGCGUGUCCUUGGACAAGGAUGGUCCUAUCCAUGAUGUAUCGUGGUCGCCAAACUCGAAAGAGUUCGGUGUUGUGUAUGGCUACAUGCCGGCCAAGGCCACCAUCUUUAACCACCGGGCCGUUGCGACGCACUCCUUCCCUAUCAGCCCCCGAAACACCAUUACUUUCUCGCCGACCGGUCGAUUUGUUCUGGUUGCAGGUUUCGGUAAUCUUGCUGGUCAGAUUGAUGUGUACGAUCUCGAGAAGGACUUCCGCAAGAUCACCACCAUUGAGAGCGGAAACCCCAGCGUGUGCGAAUGGAGUCCCGACAGCCGUUACAUCAUGACGGCCACCACCUCGCCGCGACUGCGCGUGGACAACGGUGUCAAGCUGUGGCACGUCAGCGGUGGCAUCAUGUACCACGAGGACAUGGUCGAGCUGUACAAUGUUGUCUGGAGGCCCCAGGCCCCCGAGAACAUUGCUCCGGGUGAUCCCCUCACCCCCAUCCCCACUCCUCACGCCUCUGCCACGGCGUACCUGGGCACGGUCAAGACCCCCAGUAAGCCCGCUGGUGCUUACCGUCCCCCCGGUGCCCGUGGCUUGGCUACGCCUCUUCACUUCAAGCGUGAGGAUGAGGGCGGUGCUGCCCACGUCGUGAGCAACGGCUUGCCCAACAUUGGCCCCAACGGCUUUGGCCGCCCGCGCCGUGCUGUGCCUGGGGCCGACUUUGCUGAGCCAGCCCCUACAGUCGUGAGGACUGUUCCGGGUGCUGAGCCCGUGGGCGAUGAGAACUCGUCCAAGUCAAAGAACAAGAAGAAGCGUAACAAGAAGAACAACCAGGGAGAGGGCCGACCCCAGGGCGAACCUAACGGCGGAGCCAGCUUGGCUCCCCCUCCCCGUGAUCGCGGUGCUGGUUCGGGCAGCGAGGGUCGCAGCCCCGAGCGCCGCGGCCACAGCAACCACCGAAGCCAGUCCCGAAACAACCAGGGCCGCAGCCGCAGCAACACUCACCGCGGAAACGGAAACGGAAACGGUCAUGGCAAUGGACACCAGGGGCCUCAGCAGCAGGCCCCCAACAACGGUGCCCCCGCCGCCGAUGCCGCCCAGAACCCCAAUGCCAAGAAGAUUCGCAGUCUUCAGAAGAAGGUCCGAGCCAUUGAGGACCUCGAGAUGCGCCUGGCUGGUGGAGAGAAGCUGGAGGAUACUCAGCUUAAGAAGAUCAACACCAAGUCCUCAGUUCUUAAGGAGCUGGAGCAGUUGGAGAAGGAUAACUAA
Messenger RNA from Fusarium keratoplasticum, 2058 nucleotides. RefSeq names its product Eukaryotic translation initiation factor 2A. The transcript has 2 exons. The coding region runs from base 1 to 2058 and encodes 685 amino acids. Gene Ontology annotation, cellular component: cytosolic small ribosomal subunit. The record is from RefSeq and is a predicted model, not a curated record. Gene Ontology annotation, molecular function: translation initiation factor activity; mRNA binding; protein binding. Gene Ontology annotation, biological process: translational initiation. NCBI's taxonomy places the organism in Eukaryota, Fungi, Ascomycota, Sordariomycetes, Hypocreales, Nectriaceae.